CAAUCGCGACGUCUCGACAAAAUAAGGUUUGCUGUUUUCAUGGUUUGCUAAAUUUUGAAGUCAAGAUCUGCCAUUUGUGCCCUAGAAACAUUGCCAAAAUAAUGCAGGAGACGUACAAGAGGAGGUAUAUAUCGCUCAAAAGGAAGUGUGAUUCAUUGGAAAUGAGCAAUGAGCGAGUUCUGAACAGACUUUUCCAUGUUAAGAAAUACAUUCACAAGCUUUCAAGAGAAAGGAGGGGCCUUGCCAAAAAGCUGACAGAGCUUGGAGAUGAAUUCAAGAAGAGUGACCUGACUGUCCCUCUUGAGGACGAGCUGCCUGGUGCAAUGAUAGGGGCAGCAGAAAGCCCAUCGUCUAGUGGGCCAGCUAUGGCAGAGAAUGCUGCAGUCUUCAGCCCAUUCAGUCAAGGAGGACCUACCAAAGGUGAGGAGACACUCUCCCUGAAGGACACACCUCAGACCCCUGCAGUUCAGGGCAAGCCAGGCAGGAAGAAGCGAUCAAGAGAUGUCAACAAGCCGGAGAGAGAAAAAGAUCCAAAUGCACCCAAGAAGCCAGCCAAUGCCUUCCUGAUGUACUGCCAACAGGAGAGACAGAAGGUACAGGAUGGCGAGGGCAAUGGCAUCUACUCUGCUGACCUUAGCCACCAGGACCUCACCAGACAGCUGGCUAAACAAUGGAAGUUCCUGAGUGAAGAGGAAAAGAAGCAUUACUAUCUGAUGUAUGAGAAGGAGAAAGAUCGGUAUGACAAGGCGGUCAAGAAGUACGCUAAGGGAGCUGGAAAUGAUAAGAAGAAAGCAUCGAGGGAUAACGGACAUGAUGGUGAUUCCGAGAUGAUUGAUGUUGUGAAGAUGGGCCAGGAGAAAGACUGGAAACCGAAAGAUUUCCGAGAGGAAAAGAUAACCUUGAAGACAUCCCACACCAGUGAAGAUCAAACAAUUGAUGUGGAGAAGGAUGAGUUUGAGUUCAAUGAUCCUCAAGGCAUGGCUGAGGAGCCUAAGAUUUGCUUGGAGAAGAUUGACAAGAGUAAGCUCUUUGACAAAGCUAGAUUGUUUGGAUUUCCCAGCUUGGACUCUCAAGAACAAGUACCCAAUGUGAGCAAAGCAGAAACUGAUGGCAAGCAACAGCUCAGGGAUCUCUUCAUGAAAACAGAUGUCAGACCAUUUUCUAGGUCACCUCAACCAAGCUACAAAGGACCUGCCAUUCUGGAGAUCGCAACGGGUCGCAAAUCUGCCUCGCCAACCAUCUUGAGUCAUGCAGCUCCUAAGAUGUUACCAGAAGCUCCUUUGAGACCUUCGAUGGACCUAAGCAUCAAGGAGCUUGUUGGUGCAAGACCUGGUUCAUUUGAGCUCAGAAACCCAGCCAUGAUGGAACUCAAGAGCAAAGGCGAGGAGAGGACUGUUCUUGCAUCGGCUCUCCAGAAUAAAUCAAUGUUUGAUAUUAAGAUGCGAUCUAGUACAGACUACACCAAGUCCAAACCAGUCCUAGAUGUCACUGGACCAUCAAGUGAUACUUCCAGCUCAUGGGGUAUACUAUCUUCCGACUUGAAGAGCAAGGUACCCUUGGAAAUGAAAAGCAGGCUUAGUGCUGAACAGGAAAAACCUAAAACGUUAGCCGACUCUAGCCCUAGGACAUUUACAGAAUCAAAGACCACCAUUACAAGUGAAUUGAGGAGCAAGCCUUCUAUAUUGGAGACUACCAAGUCUUCUUCUCCUUUGGAAAGCAGGGUUAGGGGUUCACCUGAAACCAUGAGAAGGUUGUCUCUAGAUAACAAGAGAGCAGUUGUAGAACUGAAGAAAAUCCCUGUCGAUCCCUCUGAUGAUCCCUACCAUUUUGAUGAUUAGUCCGUAUCCUGACAUCAAUCUUUGACGGGUGUUUAUUUGUAAUCAACUAGAAGAUGUUUUGGUUCUAAUCUAGAAACCGGUGGUCUUUUCUUCUGGUCUUUGCUAGAGUUGAGUACUUGAGUUCCUAUAAAGCAGUUUAAUUAUUCGAGAGUUUGAUCAUUCAGAUGCAUAUUCAUAUAUUCAAGGAUCAACUAUGCAUGUAUUUUUUGUCCAUGAAAGAAAUAACUUUUGGACUUGAGUGAUGUUUUGUCAAACAUGUCCUGGGAGGUAUCCAGUAACAGUUGAAUGAAAAUUUAAAGGGUCUGUAGGUCAAUGUACAUGUCGAAUUUAUUUUUGUUUAUUGACUCACCCCCAGUGGUCUCCUGAAGACACACAAAUGCAGUAUUAAGUUGCAAAUGGGAAUAGACAAUCAGGAUUGUUGUUAAAUAAACACUUUGUUUACAAGGCUGACAUUUAUCCAGUCAUAAUUGUUAUGUGAAAUAUGCAAUUCAUUGCAAAAUACUUUCAGGCAGCUCUGGGGUCUGGUGCAGAAAGAGUUGCAUUUAAACGCAAGUAAAAAAAGAUCAAUCGCAAGUCCCAAAUGCAUGCUGUUGAUUGGU
This is a messenger RNA of Lytechinus variegatus (green sea urchin), 2437 nucleotides long. RefSeq lists its product as uncharacterized. The record is from RefSeq and is a predicted model, not a curated record. The transcript has 6 exons. Bases 102 to 1838 code for a protein of 578 amino acids. NCBI's taxonomy places the organism in Eukaryota, Metazoa, Echinodermata, Echinoidea, Temnopleuroida, Toxopneustidae. Gene Ontology annotation, molecular function: transcription cis-regulatory region binding.